CGGCCGUCUGCAUCAAUUCCAAACGACGUGAAAACUUCAUAUGGAAUAUGAUUCUCUCGUGUAUAUUUUACUUUGCCUCAGGCCCUCAAGAGAUGUGCGUUUGGUUUGACUCGUCCGAUAGUCGACGAUUAUGUCGCCAUCAAACGGCAUCAAUCAAGAAUAUAUCCAGUUGUGGGGGACGAACAGAAGGACCUUUGAUCGUUCACCGCGCAAAUGGAUUCCUUCUUCCAAAAUCGUGAAUCGUGAGGAAAUAGCGGUUUUGUUGCUCCGCUUGUUGCUUUCUGCUUUCGUCUCUGCGCACGACCGCCACCAACGAGGUACCUUACCUCUGUAGAAAAGGAAGGGCGGUGUGGUCAGCUGUAAAGGAUGGAUAGGUAGAUGCGUCGGCCCCAUGCCUGGAGGGAAUCACGGAAUCCCCUCCCCUCCCCUUCCUCUCUCACCCCCCCCCCCCUUCUCCUUUUGCUCGUUUUAAAAGGCGGCUUUUCGCGCCAAAGAAACUGCAGGAUCAUCUCGACGUUGGGCUUGUUGGUUAUUACCUGAAGAAGCAGAAGGAAGCUCUCCGUCGCUUGCUUGUGAAUGUGGUGAUUGCCUGAGGCUAAGCCUGCUUUCAUCUUGAAGGGGACUUUGAACUGAAAAUCUUUCUUAAGACAUGGGCUCGUUGAAUGAUGUAUCAAAUGAAAGGUCUGCCUGGAUGGGAUCUCUAGAAGAUGGAGCUUUAAGAGGUGGAAGGGACAUACUUUUGCAGGGUUUCAAUUGGGAAUCACACAAGCACAAUUGGUGGCAAAACUUAGAAAAUAAAGCUUCUGAUAUUGGGAAGUCUGGAUUCACCUCCAUAUGGUUGCCUCCAGCAACUCAUUCUUUCUCCCCGGAAGGUUACUUGCCACAGAAUUUAUACUCUCUCAACUCUGCAUAUGGUUCAGAAAGCCAAUUAAAAUCUUUGCUCAGAGAGCUGCAGCGUCAUCAUGUCAGACCCAUGGCUGACAUAGUCAUUAAUCAUCGUGUUGGAACCACAAGAGGGCAUGGUGGUUCAUUUAACCGUUAUGAUGGCAUUCCGCUAUCAUGGGACGAACGUGCUGUCACUUCUUGCACUGGUGGACUGGGGAAUAAAAGCACUGGGGACAACUUUCAUGGAGUGCCGAACAUCGACCACUCUCAACAAUUUGUACGUGAUGAUAUUACAUCUUGGCUGAAAUGGCUCCGAAAGAAUGCCGGCUUUCAAGAUUUCCGUUUUGAUUUUGCUAAGGGGUACUCUGCAAAAUUUGUGAAAGAGUAUAUUGAGCAGUCCUGUCCAAUAUUGGCGGUGGGGGAGUAUUGGGAUUCUUGCAAUUACACUCCCCCUAGUUACCACUUGGAUUAUAAUCAAGAUAGCCAUCGACAGAGAAUUAUUAAUUGGAUUGACAGAACAGGAGGGCUUUGUGCAGCAUUUGAUUUCACUACCAAAGGCAUUCUUCAGGAAGCUGUUAAGGGUGAAUAUUGGCGUUUGAGUGAUCCUCAUGGGAAGCCACCUGGAGUAAUGGGAUGGUGGCCUUCAAGGGCUGUGACAUUUAUAGAGAACCAUGAUACAGGUUCAACCCAGGGUCAUUGGCCUUUUCCAUCUCAUCAUGUUAUGGAGGGAUAUGCAUACAUACUUACACAUCCUGGCAUACCCACAGUUUUCUAUGACCAUUUUUAUGACUGGGGCUCCUCCAUUCAUGAUCAAAUUGUGAAAUUGAUCGACGUGAGAAAGCAACAAGGAAUCCAUAGUCGUUCUUCAAUCAGGAUCCUAGCAGCCCAAGCAAAUCUCUAUUCAGCAAUGGUUGGAGAGAGGAUCUGCAUGAAGCUAGGAGAGGCUUCAUGGUGUCCCAGUGGCAGGGAGUGGAAGCUGGCAACUAGUGGUGAUAGAUACGCUGUCUGGCACAAGGAAUAGUCCUUCCUCUUGUUGGCACUCGGUUGAUUGCUAUAGAAGGCUUUUUACACGAUGAUUAUGUCUUUACUUUAUGUAUCUUCUUAGAUAAUGGUUGCGAUAUAAGCAUAGAAUAAAUAACACCAAAAGACACGUACAUGAAAUACUAGUUUCCGUGAAUACAGCAUAUUGAUAUA
Molecule: messenger RNA, 2079 nt
Organism: Nymphaea colorata (pocket water lily)
Lineage: Eukaryota; Viridiplantae; Streptophyta; Magnoliopsida; Nymphaeales; Nymphaeaceae
Product: probable alpha-amylase 2
Exons: 14
Coding region: 650-1906 (418 amino acids)
Biological process (GO): carbohydrate metabolic process
Molecular function (GO): calcium ion binding; alpha-amylase activity
Source: RefSeq, a predicted model, not a curated record